Messenger RNA from Schistosoma haematobium, 4354 nucleotides. Its product is annotated as TP53 regulating kinase. The transcript is spliced from 2 exons. The coding region runs from base 261 to 3545 and encodes 1094 amino acids. NCBI's taxonomy places the organism in Eukaryota, Metazoa, Platyhelminthes, Trematoda, Strigeidida, Schistosomatidae. The record is from RefSeq and is a predicted model, not a curated record.
CUAAUUUUGAUUGCCUUGUAUUCAAUAUGUUUACCUGUGAACAACUUUAGUCACCGAUGACCUUGAGAAAGAAUCAAGGCUAUGAGUAGAUUUAUUUCAUUCUUAAAAAUGAUUGGCCAGAUUAUUAGGGCUAUGAUAUAUUGACCAAUAAGAAUCAAGAUAAAAGUAGCCAAUAGCGUGUGCCCAAUAUAUAUAUAUAUAUAUUCACGUUUGCACUUUUGUUUGUAAAUUGAUAAACCUCUUUUUUACCUUUUGUAUCCAUGGCGUUUCCACAAUUUUAUUCCAUUAUCCUUAUUUUAUUUUGUUUAAAUUUAUAUAAAACACAUAAGACAUAUGUAUAUCAUUAUACAACAAAUAUAACAGAGAAUUCACAUAAAGAAAUGAUUUUACAAAGUAUAUCAGGUUAUGUUUAUAUUACACCAAUAAUAACGAAAGAAAUGAAUGAUACAAUGAAUGAACUAUAUAAUAAGACAUUAUGGUAUAUCACAUUGAAUAUUACUACUACUCAUAAUACUACUAAUAAAGAUCAAUUUAUAGAUCCAUUCAUCAUUUUAAAUGGUUUAAUCUUAUUUGAUCAUAAAGGAUUGAUUGAUAGAAUUUAUAUUCCACAAUCUAAAUCUAUAAUGUAUCAUAUACAAUUGAAUUUAUUCAAAGGAUUAUUAAGUUUAUUAAAUAUACAUAAUACAUUUGAACCAGGUUAUGAAAUAGAUAGUUCUGGUAAAUGUUAUGUAACUUAUGCAAUUCUAUCAUCAAAUCUAACAACAACUAAUAAUGAUCAUGAUCAUGAUGAUUUCAUUAUUAUUGACAAAGAGAAGAAAUUUUGUCAAAGAUUAACUCAUUCCAUUGAUAUAUGGAAUGAGAAUUUAUUAAAGAUAAUACAAUUAAAAGAAAUAAGACAAAUAAUAACACGUUAUAUCUAUGAUAAAAUCACAUAUCAAAUAUAUCAAAUACAAGGAUAUGAAAGACAAAUUUAUUCCAUGAUUAAUGAUACAUUAGAUAGUAACUAUGGUGAUUAUGAUGAUUAUAAUGGACAAUAUAAACAAUUUAUUAAUUCUACUGGUAUUGAUUUAAUUACAUGGCAACAAUUAGAAUUUAUACAUGAAAUGGAUACCUAUCAUCAUUAUCUUCAUCAUCAUCAUCAUAAUAAUAGAAUAGAAGAAAUCAUUAAAAAACAAUAUGAUUUAACAUUGAAUGAAAUCAUUGAAUUAUUAUUUGAUUCAAAUUAUCAAAUGAUUCAUUUAGGUCUUAUUUAUCCAAUUACAAAAUCAACUAAAUGUAGUUUAAAUGUCAACUUAUUCAAUCAUUCCAAUGACAACAAUGAUGAUAAUGAUAAUCACAAUUAUCAUGAAGAAUUAAUCCAUUUACGUCAAUCAAUUGAAUCCUAUCGUGAUUCUUUACAAACUGAUCUAAUUGGGACAAUUCAAUCCGCUGAAGCUGUAUUACAUUUAAUUGAUCAAUUACGUUGUCUACCAAAUACAAAUCAAUCGAUUACAAUGUUAAAUAGUGUGACUAUGUUAUCACCACCAGCCAUAGAUACACAUUUAAUUUAUCGUCAAUUGAAUACAUGGAAAGAUCAAUUAAUCGAUAUAUUGAUUAAUUGUGGUACCAAUGUAUGUUUAACUAUUGUAUUCAAUCGAUUAAAUGCAUUAACACAAUUUAUUGAUUUAAAUAAUCAUCAUCAUAAUGAAUAUAAUAAGAAUUCCAUUGAAAUCAUUAAAACAAAAGAAUUAUUAUAUCAAAAAUUAUGGCCAUCUUUAUCCCAUAUGAAUCAAUUGAAUAUUGAACAAAUCAAUCAAUUAUAUCAAUUCUGUGAAAAAUCAAUCAAUAUCGAUCAAAAUUAUGUGUGUUUAAUGACCUUGGUGAAUUUAAAUUCCCGCAUUGAAAAUUAUGAACAAUUUGAUUAUUUUAAACAAAUUAUCAAACAUAUUGAACAUUUAUUAAAUCUAUCUAAUCAUCAUCAUAAUUUAUUAUUAACAAUAGGGAUAUCAUUAAGUAAACAAUUACAUUCUCCUUAUUUAACGAAUUCCUUAUUAGAAUUAUUAUUUAAUGAUCAAUUACCAUCGAUUAUACAUACAUUAAUUAUUCAAGCGAUUGGUGAAAUACAUUUUUCAAAAGAUUCUAAUCACCAUAGUAACAAAAUACAACUCAUGGAAAUCACAACAAAAUUGAUUGAAAUCUUUUUAACCAUACCAAUUCAUUUCAAUAAUGAAAUAUUAAUUAAUUAUGAAAUAUUUAAAUUAUUAUUAUCAUCAUCUCCCUCUCAUUUAUCUUCCAUAGAGAUUACUUAUUUAUUACGUCAAUUAUCUAAACAACAGAGAUGGACAUUAAUUAAAUUAUGUCGUCAAUUAAUUAUUCAUUGGUGUCAAUUACAAAUAUUGAAUAUUCAUGAAUGUGAUUGUUUAAAUGGUUUAUUAUCGAAAUGUCAAUUAUAUUUAGCUGGUAGUUGGUAUGGUUUAAUUGGUGAUAAUCAUAAUCAACAAUUAAAAUUAAUUGGUAAAUCAAUAUUAUUACAUAAUGAAUUGAUUCAUAUUAAUAAUCAAUUAUUGAUUGAUUAUCAUUCUUAUCUUGUAUAUGAUUCAUAUAAUGGAUUACAAUUAUCGAAUUUUAUGAUGAAUUUAAUCAGUAAAGAUGAUGAAAUAUUAUUAUUUAAUUUUAAUAUACAAGCAAAUGAAUUAAAUAAUUUAAUUAAUUUAUCAUCCCGUAAACAACAAUCACCACCACCAUCUUCAUCAUCGACGAAAACAUCGACGACGUCGACGUCGAAGUCGACGACAACAACAGGAGAGACAUGGGUGAAUUAUGAUUUAAAUUAUUUAGGUAUAUCAUUAUUACCAAAUGAAUUAUUUUCUGGUGGAUUAUCAAAUUUAAUGAAAUUAUUCUUAUCAACAACAAAUCAAUUUAUAUCUUUAUUAAAAAUGAUUCAAUUACCAAUAGAUCAAAGAAUUCAAACAACUAUAUCUUCUGGAUGGUUAAUACAAAUUGAUCAUUUAACUAUAUACACAAUGAAUAUAUUAAAUGCUAUAGAAACUAAUUUAUGGUAUUUAACAGGACGUAAUAAUUUAAGAACUAAAAUUGGUUUAAUCAAUGAUAUAAAAAUUCAUUUAGUUCAAUUGUAUGAUAAAGAUAAUACAAUGAAUAUGCCUAGAUCACAAUUGUAUAUUCAUAAAGGUAAUGCUAUACAAGGUUAUAUUGAUUUUAUUACAAAUAUACAUAUUAAUCAUUUACCUGAUAGUAUUUGUUUAGCAAUGAAUCAAGGUGUGAAUACAUUUAUUGUACAAUGGUAUUCGAUGAAUAGUACUACUCAACAUUCAUCAUCGACUACAAUACAAAGUCCUUCUUCACCUUCUUCUUCGCCCUCUUCUUCACCUUCUUCUUCUUCUUCUUCUUCUUCUUCUUCUUCUUCUUCUUCUUCUUCACCCUCUCCACCUUCUUCUUCUUCUAUUUAUCAUUAUAUAUCGAAUUAUACAUUACAACCUGUAUCCUAUUUUCUAGGUUAUGAUAAUUCAUUACAAUGUAAUAAGAUGAAAGCAAAAACGAUUUGGUGAAAUAGUUUUUACCACUAAAAAUCAAAUUUGUUUAUUUUUUCAAAUUUUUUUUUCAUGUUUUUUGUUUACCUUCCUUCUCUGUCUCCUUUUUCAUUCAGAAUUGUAAUGUGCAUUUCUAGGAGAAAAUUUACUUACUUACUUACUUACUUACUUACUUACUUACUUACUUACUUACUUACUUACUUACUUACUUACUUACUUACUUACUUACUUACUUACUUACGCUUGUUACUCUACGUGAAGGAAAAUAGACCGCUCACCAGCAUUCUCUAUUGGUAGUUCUUCUAAAGUUAUUGCCAAUUCUAGAUUCGGGUAAAAAAAGAGGAGGGUUGGGCAUGGAGUUAACAACUCCAUUCCGUAAUAAACAAACUUGAUAAGAUGAUAAUUGAUCGAUGAACAGAAUAGAUUUAAUUGAUUGUAAAUCUUGGAAUUAUCAUGCAAAAUUCAUUCCUUCAUUUAACUAAUUCAUCAUGGAAAUAUGACAUUGAAUUCCUAAUCUUAGUAACUAGGUAGAUAUCUUUAUGAUCAUGUUAGCAUUGUACAAAUCUUCUCCAUAAAUUAUAAUCUCUUAUCACAUUUAAUCUCAUAAUUAGGAAUAUUCAUUUUUCUAAAGUCUCUAUGCCAAAUCAUUUAUCUUGAUUAUUUUGUUAUAAAUCAAUAGAAUGAGAUGUUAUUCUUUGAAUUGGAUAGUCUAGUCAUAGAGUUUUCAUUGUUCAUCUGAAUCACAUCAUCAUCAUCAUCAUAUGGAUCAAUAUGCAAUUGAAUUAUUAAAUACAAUGUAAUUUAAGAAUAAAUUGUUUAGCAUUUAA